GUUGCACUUGCAUCCGAUCAGCAAACGCUAUUCCACCGGACAUCUACCUUUGUUGACGCUCAACCUCGUCAUCCCAUCUCACCACCACCACCACCACAACCUCUCAUCACCACCAUCAUCAACACCACCAACCAUACCAUCAUGACUAUGACAUUAGAUUCCCAGCAACGAUUCGGACCUUUAAACACAUUCGACCACAUGUCUUCCUACGCACAUUCAUCCUCCUCCUCCUCCCCCCAGUUCUCAAACCCGUGGGCAAACACCUCAUCACCUCAAGCUCCUCAGGGCUUGUAUGCUCCUCACCACGGUCACUCUCUCAACUCGGGUCUGGGUUUGGACAGGUCACACACUGCUAGGACUAGCACCAGCAGCAAUGCCUCAUCUUUGGGUUCUUACGGACAGAUCCCAGUGACGGCAGCUUCAGCAGGUAGUCUCCCCAUGGCAGACCCUCUGCCUAGGUCGGACUUACUCACUCUUCCCCAAGAUAUCCUCAGUAUCAACCGCAUGGCUGCCACCUCGGCCCCUGCCUACGGUGAUGCUCCCUACGCGACCGCCACUUCCCCUGUCAACGCUACUUACACGGCUUCUCCCACCCCCUACGAGACCAUGGGCUACGCACCUGCUCCCAUGCGCUCUACUUUCGCCCUUGCUCCGGAACCCGAACACUCUCGGAGAUUCUCUCACUCGUCAGUACCCUCAACUUCCCUGGUCGAUGUCACAACCCCCAAUAUUCUGGCCCGGCCCCAUCGCAACUCAAUGAUUGACUUUAACAACAGAGGAAUUCACCACCACGAUGAGCGCAGGAGCUUCGCUGAUGCCCUCGACGCAAGCCACGGCAUGCUCGCCAUGAGCCAAGAGACUCCCCGUAACAUCUAUGGCGCCCGCAGCGACAGAGCUUCAAGUGACUCGUACGGCUUCCCCUCGACGCACUCUACCAGCUCUUCCGUAUCCUCCGCCUCUGGAUUCGGCAACUACUACGGCGCCGACUCUGUUAGCGACUACUCUACUGCCGGCUCAGACAUCGAGUCUGUCACCUCCCGGACCCUCCCCAGGCCCCACGGCCUCAUGGCUCCCCAGAUCCCGCCUGCGCCCCAAUCCAUGAUGGGCCAGUUCAGCUCCAAGGUGUCGUCCAGCACGCAGAAGAAGCAUAAGUGCAAGGUGUGCGACAAGCGUUUCACUCGGCCUUCUUCUCUUCAGACGCACAUGUACAGCCACACUGGCGAGAAGCCCUUUGCCUGCGAGGUCGAAGGUUGCGGUCGUCACUUCUCCGUAGUAUCAAAUUUGCGGAGGCACAAGAAGGUCCACAAGGGCGACGCUCGCUCUGAAGCUGGUUCUGAAGACCAUCACUCCGAUUAA
Messenger RNA from Colletotrichum paranaense, 1356 nucleotides. RefSeq lists its product as uncharacterized. The annotation marks the transcript as partial. The transcript is spliced from 2 exons. Gene Ontology annotation, molecular function: DNA-binding transcription factor activity, RNA polymerase II-specific; RNA polymerase II cis-regulatory region sequence-specific DNA binding. Lineage: Eukaryota; Fungi; Ascomycota; Sordariomycetes; Glomerellales; Glomerellaceae. Gene Ontology annotation, cellular component: nucleus. The record is from RefSeq and is a predicted model, not a curated record. Gene Ontology annotation, biological process: regulation of transcription by RNA polymerase II.